AUGUACAAAUUAUUGGCUCACCUUUUUUGUCUGACCUCGUGUCCGCCAAGUAGCCACCCAAUAGGCAUAAAUGGUUGCUAUAGGCACAUUCACUUUCCUCCCACCUCCCUGGUCGGCAUCACUCCUCCGACAUUGUCGUACUUUUCAAUUCGUCUGUCCGACUGCUGCAUGGUGUCCAUUUCUCGACAGACUCGGCUGCGAUACGUUUUCAGCCUGCCGGAAACUUCCCUUAGGGCUCAGAUGCGAUGGUCCACAUUGAUUGCGACUCAACGUUGUUGUGUGCACAUGCGCGUCUGGGUAGUCGACGAACAUGCGAUUCACGGUUGUUUUAAUCACUUCGUAAUCAUUAGGCUGGUAGUCACGAUUUUUUUCUUUUAUGGGGUAAUGGCAUUGGUAUAUGUCCUCCCUGCUGGGUUACCCGAUCCGAGGGAGUUCGCCUGGACAAAAGUGUCUUCAUGA
Protopolystoma xenopodis is the source of this 459-nucleotide messenger RNA. The record is from the annotation of a GenBank genome assembly. NCBI's taxonomy places the organism in Eukaryota, Metazoa, Platyhelminthes, Monogenea, Polystomatidea, Polystomatidae.